Molecule: messenger RNA, 1214 nt
Organism: Plodia interpunctella (Indianmeal moth)
Lineage: Eukaryota; Metazoa; Arthropoda; Insecta; Lepidoptera; Pyralidae
Product: TBC1 domain family member 5 homolog A-like
Exons: 3
Coding region: 263-853 (196 amino acids)
Source: RefSeq, a predicted model, not a curated record
AAAAUUUUUUUUACCAUUAGAAAGAUACAUUAUCCAAGAUAGCUAAGGCUAUAUUUUAUCUCAAAAUUCCCACGGGAGCGAAGCCCCGGAAAACAUCUAGUCAAUGAUAACUUUCAUGUUUAUGAUAAUGGUUUGCACAUGCGUGUUCAACCACGUUAAGCAUAAUUAUUUCCAAUUAUUGAAAUGAUCUGUAAUCUAUUUUAAUAAUAUAUUACCAUACUAUAUAAUACAAAAGUCUCAAAUGAAAUGACAAUUUAACAAAAUGUUUACCCCAAAGUUCGCUGUUCUUGCUCUGAUACUUGGAGUCUUUGCCCUUCAACUGGCAACUUGCCAUCGCGUUGCAAGAUCUCCAGACAAAAUGGAAAUCGAGACUCCAAACUACUCUAUGGACAGGAUAAACAGAACCGAUGAUUUCAAUGACAAGAGAGAUGAAGAGAGUGAAUACUGGGAGGGAGAGAGAGAAAAAUAUAAAAACAAGGAGGAGGAUCGGCUAGAAAAUGCCGGGGAAGAUCGGGAACAAAACAGAGAAAACGCUCAGGACAAAUAUGAAAGUGAAUCACAACAUUAUGACCAAGAACAACAAAACUACAACAAAGAAAUGCACGAAUCCUACAACAACAACGCUGAGAAUUUACAAUCUCAUUACGAAGCCAAUGAGGAGCAUUACAACAACCCUCCAGAAAGGCCCAAUUUUGACAAUAAUGAUAAUGCUGAUGAUUUCCAAAAUGAUCUUAAUGAUAAAGGUGACAGGUAUGGAGACCAAGGAACUGAAUAUGUCAAUGAUAGAAAAGAAGAUGCAAAUAAUUAUGAAAUGGAAGGAAAGGGGCCGUCAUUUAACUACGAAAGAGAUUAAUCACAUUACACGAUGAAAUACAUACAAAAUUUACAACUUCAGCAUAACACGUAAAAGAUAUCAAAAUAAAUAUAGUAAAAGUUUGUCGCAACUGUCUUCUUUUUCGUGAUUUAAAAUUUGCAAAAAUGCAAAUCAAAUGCAUGUGAGUGGGGAGGCUUUUGCCCAGCAGUGGGACAUGCUAUAGCUAAGAAAAAGAAAUGAUAUUUGAAUAGUGCCCGGUGUAAAAUGGCCAUCAUGCUCGCAGCGAUAUCGACCUCUAAAAUAAACAUCCUCUGGACCAAGAGCAAUCCAAAUUCUCAUUUAUGUUCUAGAGCCCUAUACUAAUAUUAGUAGUCGUAUUUUUCGAGAAUGUUUCUAUAUU